UGGCUCUGAGCAGGUCCCCGCGGGCUGGCACGCGCCACCCAGUCACCGAGUAAAUAAGGGAGAGACUCUCCCGAGCACCGUAAAUAGAGUCCAAGUGGGCGGGGAGCUGCCCCGCGCCGCCCGCUCAUGUCUCUGCAGAGCCGAGUGUCCGGCCGCCUGGCACAGCUGCGCGCCGCCGGGCAGCUGCUGGUCGCCCCGCGCUCCUGGCCCGGCCCCUUGGCGGGGGCCCCACGGACCCGCAGCAGUGCGGCCGCCCCCCGCGCGCAGACCCCAGCGGGAGUUGGGGCUUGUGGGGCGGCGGCGGUGGGGCGCAGAGUCGGGGUGCGCACCUGGGCCCCCCUGGCCAUGGCGGCGAAGGUGGACCUGAGCACCUCCACCGACUGGAAGGAGGCAAAAUCCUUUCUGAAGGGCCUGAGUGAGAAGCAGCGGGAGGAACACUACUUCUGCCGAGACUUCAUCCGGCUGAAGAAGAUCCCCACCUGGAAGGAGACUGCGAAAGGGGCCACGAAGGUGGAAGACCCCAAGUACAAGAAGGACAAGCAACUCAACGAGAAGAUCUCCCUGUUCCGAGGCGACAUCACCAAGCUGGAGGUGGACGCCAUCGUCAACGCCGCCAACAGCUCCCUGCUCGGAGGCGGUGGCGUGGACGGGUGCAUUCACCGGGCCGCCGGACCCCUGCUCACCGACGAGUGCCGGACCCUGCAGAGCUGCGAGACCGGCAAGGCCAAGAUCACCUGCGGCUACCGGCUGCCGGCCAAGUAUGUCAUCCACACGGUGGGGCCCAUCGCCCACGGGGAGCCCAGCGCCAGCCAGGCUGCCGAGCUCCGCAGCUGCUACCUGAACAGCCUCGACCUGCUGCUGGAGCAUCGGCUCCGCUCGGUGGCCUUCCCCUGCAUCUCCACCGGCGUGUUCGGCUACCCCAAUGAGGCGGCGGCCGAGGUAGUGCUGGCCGCGCUGCGCGAGUGGCUGGAGCAGCACAAGGACAAGGUGGACCGGCUGAUCAUCUGCGUGUUCCUGGAGAAGGACGAAAGCAUCUACCGGGAGCGGCUCCCCCACUACUUCCCCGUGGCCUGACGGUACCCGCCACCCACCCUGCCCAGGACUGACUCGCCUGGGCCCGCCGGACCUCGCUCCCAGCUCUAAGAGGGCACCGAAGCCUGCAGCUGGGCCUGGACCUGGCCACCCCCUUCUUCCCCUCAGCCCCCUGCCCCCAGAAGCCGUCUAAUAAAGACCACCCUUGUUGCA
This is a messenger RNA of Ceratotherium simum simum (southern white rhinoceros), 1245 nucleotides long. RefSeq names its product mono-ADP ribosylhydrolase 1 (gene MACROD1). Gene Ontology annotation, cellular component: nucleoplasm. The record is from RefSeq and is a predicted model, not a curated record. NCBI's taxonomy places the organism in Eukaryota, Metazoa, Chordata, Mammalia, Perissodactyla, Rhinocerotidae. Gene Ontology annotation, molecular function: ADP-ribosylglutamate-[protein] hydrolase activity. Gene Ontology annotation, biological process: purine nucleoside metabolic process; peptidyl-glutamate ADP-deribosylation; DNA damage response.